Messenger RNA from Myxocyprinus asiaticus (Chinese sucker), 7887 nucleotides. Its product is annotated as unconventional myosin-IXb-like. Gene Ontology annotation, biological process: intracellular signal transduction. The record is from RefSeq and is a predicted model, not a curated record. Gene Ontology annotation, cellular component: myosin complex. Lineage: Eukaryota; Metazoa; Chordata; Actinopteri; Cypriniformes; Catostomidae. Gene Ontology annotation, molecular function: microfilament motor activity; protein binding; ATP binding. The coding region runs from base 880 to 6780 and encodes 1966 amino acids. The transcript is spliced from 42 exons.
AGUGCCAUCAACAUUCAGGAGACAACAUUGAGGUCGUCCUUAUUUUCUAGUUGAUGAUUUUGUCUGCUUCGGUUAAGCGCGGUGUGAACUGUGGAACGCUGUUUUUAUAGUUUUACCUGUGCCGUACAUAUCGGUGUAUCACGUUUUGGUCGCUAUAAUGCAGGUUAAGGAGUUUUAUUAGUACUUCAACCGUUGAAAGUUCUGUGUUGAAAGCACGGGAGGAUUUUUUUCCAUGUUGGAUAUGACUCCGCUCUUGAACACUGCGAGAGUGUUUUAAAACAGAUGUACUUUAUCAUGCUGUACUGUGCAGUGUGGUAUGCUGGUGUACACUACCGGUCAAAAGUUUUGAAACACUUGACUGAAAUGUUUCUCAUGAUCUUAAAAAUCUUUUGAUCUGAAGGCGUAUGCUUAAAUGUUUGAAAUUAGUUUUGUAGACAAAAAUAUAAUUGUGCCACCAUAUUCAUUUGUUUCAUUAUAAAACUAAAAUGUAAUAAUAAAAAAAAAGUUUUGAAAUUGAUGACUUGGACCAAAAUAAAGAAAAGCAGCCAAUAAGUGCCCAACAUAGAUGGGAACUCCUUCAAUACUGUUUAAAAAGCAUCCCAGGGUGAUACCUCAAGAAGUUGGUUGAGAAAAUGCCAAGAGUACAUGUCUGCAAAUUCUAGAUAAAGGGUGACUACUUUAAAGAUGCUAAAUUAUAACACAGUUUUGAUUUAUUUUGGAUUUUGUUUAGUCACAACAUAAUUCCCAUAGUUCCAUUUAUGUUAUUCCAUAGUUUUGAUGACUUUACUAUUAUUUUAAAAGUGAAAAAUAAAUUAUAAUAAAGAAUGAGUAAGUGUUUCAAAACUUCUGACCGGUAGUGUAUGUCUGUUUUUUUGAAGAAUGAAUGUCAUGUACGGCAAGGGGACAACCUGCCAGGAUGAAAUGGUCUGCACUUUACAAAUCUACCCCAGGUUUUCCGUCAAACCUGAACAAUGCUGCAUCCUCAGGGUCCCAAAAGAGGCGACAGCAGCCACUGUCAUCAAGACCGCUCUCUCCACACUUGGCUUGGACACAUCCAAGCCUUACGUUCUCGUGGAGGUCCAGGAGUACGGUGGAGAGGAGUGGAUCCUUCAAGGCAGCGAUCUGCUCGUUCAAAGAGUCCUCCUCUGGCCCAGAAAGGCCCAAGACCAGCACCCUCAAAGUGAUGGAUACUUUUUUGCCCUUCAGGAGGGAAGCAUUGAUGGAUCCAUCCAGUAUGACGUUAUGACUUCUGUCCGGCGUGAAAAAGUACCUCAGGGACUUGUGACUCGGGGCUUUCUUGCGCCACAACCUCAGGAAUAUGAUGAUUUAUGUAACCUUCCUGAGCUCACUGAGGAGAACAUCUUGGAGACCCUACGGUAUCGCUUCCACAAACAGAAGAUCUACACCUAUGCAAGCAACAUUCUUAUCGCCAUCAAUCCCUUCAAGUUUCUGCCUGUCUACAAUCCCAAGUAUGUCAAGAUGUAUGAGAACCAUACACUGGGCAAGUUAGAACCUCACGUCUUUGCCAUUGCCGAUGCUGCCUUCCACGCUAUGCUGAACAAACGGGUCAAUCAGUGCAUCGUCAUAUCUGGGGAGAGUGGUUCUGGCAAAACGCAAAGCACCAAUUUCCUUAUCCACUGCUUGACCGCCCUAAGUCAGAAGGGUUAUACUAGUGGAGUGGAGAGAACCAUCCUGGGGGCAGGCCCUGUUUUAGAGGCCUUUGGCAAUGCUAAAACGGCCUACAACAACAACUCAAGCCGCUUUGGGAAGUUCAUUCAAGUGAAUUAUCUGGAGAGUGGUGUUGUGAGAGGGGCUGUUGUUGAGAAGUACCUACUAGAGAAAUGCCGUCUGGUGUCCAGAGGAAAAACUGAAAGGAAUUAUCAUGUUUUUUACUAUCUUUUGAUUGGCGCCCCAGAAGACGAGAGAGAUGAAUUCAAGCUACUGCGGCCUGAAGACUACCACUACCUCAAACAAGAGAACCCAUUUUUGGAGGAUCAAGCAGAAAUGAAACACGAGUUCAAGAGGCUUCAUCAGGCCAUGGAGAUGGUCGGUUUUCUGCCUCCUACAAAAAAACAGAUAUUCUCUGUGCUCUCUGCCAUCCUAUACCUGGGGAAUGUGACAUAUGAGCCAAAAGAUGUUGGAGAGGGACUAAACGUGGGGCCAGAUCAUGUCCUCUCAGCUCUCUCUGAUCUUCUCAAGGUUAAAGUGGAGCUGCUUGUGGAAGCACUGACUACAAGGAAAGCAAUGACUGCUAACGACACACUGAUCCUGCCUUACAGCCUCAGUGAGGCCAUCACUGCCAGAGACUCUAUGGCCAAAUCUCUGUACAGUGCCUUGUUUGACUGGAUUGUUCUGCGAAUAAAUCACGCUCUACUCAACAAGAGAGACUUGGAGGAGUCUGUCAAGUGCUUAUCCAUUGGUGUCCUGGACAUUUUUGGAUUUGAAGAUUUCAAGACAAACAGCUUUGAACAGUUCUGCAUUAAUUAUGCUAAUGAGCAACUACAGUAUUACUGCAAUCAGCGCAUAUUUACUCUCGAACAAGAGGAGUACAUGGCAGAGGGCAUUACAUGGCAUACUGUUGACUAUCCAGACAACAUUGGCUGCAUCAGUCUCUUCAGCAAGAAACCCACCGGGCUCUUUUAUCUGCUUGAUGAGGAGAGCAAUUUCCCUCAUGCCACAGAUAGCACUCUACUGGAGAAGUUUAAGCAGCAGCAUCGGGAAAACCCAUUCUUUGUGCAUACUCCAGUGCGGGAGCCUGCUUUUGUUAUUCUGCAUUUUGCUGGCAAGGUCAAAUACCAGAUAAAGGACUUCAGGGAGAAGAACACAGACCACAUGAGGCCGGAUAUCGUUGCGUUGCUGCGAAGUAGUGAGUGCAGUUACCUGAGGCAGCUUAUCGGGGCUAAUCCAGUGGCUGUGUUCAGAUGGGGAAUCCUCAGGGCCACUAUACGCACUCUGGCUGUGUUCAACGAGGCUGGCCGACGUUGGGCGAAAAAACAUCCAGAUCAGGUCAGGCGUUACUCCAGAUCCUCUUUGGGGGAAAUGAGGAGAACCAGCACUGUGGUAGAGUUGCUAAAGUGCCAGAAACCUUUGAUUGAUUUUUCCUUUGAUCGGUUUGAAGAGGGUCCACUUGAAGCAUUUGAGGACAUCUUUGCUUCGUUUGAAAACAAGAAGGAAUUGCAUGCCAAAGUCCUACACACCAUUAAGCAGUAUGGUGGUGAAGUUCCUCACAAGCUGCGUCUGUCCACAGUUUCUAUGAGGAAGUCCCGUCUCUUCUCUCAGAAGAACAGGCCAAACAGACACAAGCAGCUAAUUCCUAAGAACCUCAUAGAUUCACGAUCUCUGAAACUCAUCAUGGGCCUGACGCAGCACAACCGUGUGACAAGGUCCCUGCUCCACCUGCACACUAAGAAGAAACCUCCAAGCAUCAGUGCUCAGUUCCAGGCAUCUCUAAGUAAGCUGCUGGAAACCCUGAGGAAGGCAGAACCUUUCUUUGUUCGCUGCAUCAGAUCUAAUGGAGAUAAGAGGGAAAUGCACUUUGAUGAUGGCAUUGUGCUUCAGCAGCUGAGGUACACAGGCAUGUUACAAACAGUUCGGAUAAGGAGGUCUGGGUAUGGAGCCAAAUUCACUUUCAAGGAGUUUACAGAUCAGUUCAGAGUGCUGCUGCCUAAGGAAAUAUCAACACCUCAAGAGGAAAUCGCUAACUUACUGAGGAAAAUGGUAUUACACAGCUCCAGUUUUCAGAUUGGCCGAACCAAGGUGUUCUUGAAAGAGGCAGAGAGGCAAAAACUCCAGGAAACCCUACAUAAGGAAGUGAUGCAGCGCAUCAUCACCCUGCAGAGAUGGUUCCGUGCAUGUUUGACUAGGAAGCACUAUUUGUGCAAGAGGGAAGGAAUUAUAACCAUACAGCGAUCGUGGCGUAGUUUCCGUGUGUUGAACCGAUACAGGGCAGCUGCUGUGAUCCAGAUGGCAUGGCGAAGGUCCAAGGAGAGAGAGGUCUACCUGAAGCAGAGAGAAAAACUAAAAGAGCAGAUAGGUCAGUUAGAAAAGGGCCAUUUGAACAAGGAGGAAAGGACUGAGAAGAAGAUGGAGCCAAAGCCAAGUCCCUUGUUAAGACAGACAAAGCCACUGCCUCCAUUGCCUGAAUUUCGACCAGCAGAAGGACAGAAGGCCAAGGAACUGAUCGCACAGUUAAACACGGAUACCAAGUCUAAAGUCACAAUACAGCCUACUCCUGUUAUCAAACCCAAAGUCAAUGGUGAGGAUGAAACCAAGCCGUCUCCUAGAGCCCUCCCUCGGCCUGACUCCCUUCCAGUGAACAUGAGCAAGAGUGGCUCUGAGGUUCAAAAUACUGUAAACCUACAGCGCGGCAACAAGACAAUUAGGUUGAGGGAGAAGCCAGAGAAAUGGAAAGAGAGAAGCAGUGAAGCGGCACUUAUGGACCAAAUCAGUCCUGAGCUAAUGCAAAUUCAAACCAAGAGGACAAUGGGUUCACGUAAAUGUGGCAUCUCUCAAUCCCUGGAUAUUGUGUCCGGGUUGAGCUCUUCAGAGUCGGACAGCUCCUUAUCAUCUAAAAAUGAGGUUAAUAGCACCCGUAAGCGAAACAGACACAAGCGCCGGCUUGCGCGUCCUCGCAGUGGGCUGAAGUUGGAGCACUUGGAACUCAGUGAUGAAUUCUGGACUUUUCCUUUACCUCCCAUAAGUCCCUCCACUCCAAUCCAGUCCCAUAUCAGCGUGGUAUUGGAGCCUUUGAUCCAAUCACCUGUGGAAGCUGAUGGGUCAAUCAGUUGCAUAAGAAGGAGAACAAGUGAGGAGAUACCUGCACCAUCAAUUACACCAGAGAGGCGGGGAUUCCUAAAUCUUUUUAAGAAGCGUCUGACGCCCCAGGAUGGAAAUAUUACCAUGGCAAAAACAUUGGCAGAUGGAAAUGAGCUAGCCAUUGGAUCUCAGUCGUCUUCUUCACGUGCCAAAAGCUCAGACACGUUUUCUGGAGCCCGUUGCAACCCCACUAUUAAAAUCAGCCGAGCUACUCGCAUCCAAGAGCAAUGGAAUUCAUCACUGGACCGAGAGAUCACUGAUACUAAUGAACUCCGCCACCUGGAUGAGUUCUUAGGCAAUCAGAUGAAUGAUUUAAGCACCCGCACAAAGGAACUAUCCGAGACUGAAAAAAUCUUCUUCACAGCCACCACGCAGUUCAGAGACACAAUCAAAAGCAUGUACUCCAUCUCAAAUCCCAAUAUCGGCUAUAAGACCCUGAUGACAGGCUACCAGACAAAGGUAUUCAGUCUCGCAGGGCUGAAGAAAGUGUCUGAGGUGCCACUGGUGGUGAACCUUUUCCAGUCAGUUCUGGAUGGAUUUAUCAGGGGAGAGCUCAAACGAUUAGAGGCAGAGCCUUGUAAGAUUAAGGAAAGGAAACGAAGAAAAUCUAAAAGAGAUAUAUGUCCUGACAGUCCACGGGGUCACUUAUUUAGCACAUACCAGGUGACCAUUAUGCAAUCAUGUGACCAGUGCAACUCGUACAUAUGGGGCAUGGAAAAGGCCUUCAUGUGCAGCUCUUGUAAGAUGGUGUGUCACAAGAAGUGUCUUAGCAAGAUAAUAAUAAAUUGUACUGCUUACUGUGCAAGGAAGAAAGAGGGUGAGCAACACCACACUCUUCACUUUGGUGUACCUGUAUGCAUCCUGGCCCGCACAGGUGACUCUGUGCCUUUUGUCAUUGAGAAGAUGCUAGUACAUGUUGAAAUGAAUGGACUGUACACAGAGGGCAUUUACCGCAAGUCAGGCUCAGCCUGCAGAGCCAAAGAGCUUCACCAAAUACUAGAGAAAGAUCCCCAGACUGUCUGCCUUGACAAUUAUCCCAUCCACACCAUCACCGGCCUGGUCAAACAGUGGCUACGGGAGCUACCUGACCCACUUAUGACAUAUAGCCUCUAUAAUGACUUCCUGUAUGCUGCUGAUUUGCCAGAAGAGUCUGAGCGGUUGCGUGCUAUCUACCGAAAGUUAGAUGAAUUACCUCCCCCAAACUUCUCUACUCUUGAAAGGCUUAUUUUUCAUCUCGUGAAAGUGGCAAAAGAGGAAGCUCAAAAUCGGAUGUCAGCUAAUGGUCUGGCAAUAGUGUUUGCACCCUGCAUACUACGCUGCCCAGAUUCUUCAGACCCUUUCCUCAGUCUGAAAGAUAUAAACAAGACCACUCUCUGUGUGGAGAUUCUGAUUAAUGAGCAAACAAGGCGUUACAAUCAGAAAAUGGCAGAAAUUCAGCAUUUGGAAAAUGCAGAGGCUAUAGCCAUUAAACAACUCAAGCUCAGGAGAGAGAACACGAUAUUUGAGCAGCCGAAAUUAGAUUCUGAUGCCUCUUCAAUGGAGACCCUGAUUGAGCGGAUCAAGUCUAUUAAGAAGGAAAAGAAUGAUUUGGCCUACAGUCUGUCUGAGCUUGACCAGGAUAGCUCUGAUGCUGAGAACAUGGACUCUGAUUCAUUUAUCAGCUCUGAGAGUCUCCUAGAAGAUCAUUUUGUGAGUUUGGACUCAGAAGUGAGCACUUCUUUAAAGAGCCCCAGACCAGCGGAACCUGCUAAACCCCCUGAUCCAGCACUUCAUACCAGAACAGGGAGCAUACAGCAUACUGAAUACCAAAACCGUUCUGCCUCCCGUCAAGAUGGAGUCCAGUCUAUGUGUGUCAUCCAGAGCCAAGCUAUCCUCAAAUCCCUCACCACCUCCACCUCUCCAAGCAACCAGGGCAAAAGACUCUUUUCUGACCUUGACAUCCCUUUCAUAGAUGAAGACGUUUAACAUUAAGUAGCACCAAAAAGAAUUGUAUUCUAAAGUCUAUGCAGAUAUUUGUCUUUCCUAUAACCUAUAUAGGAAUAAAUCAAUUGCUGCAUAAAUUAAUUCUGUUUUAGAAUGAAUGUUGCCCUGUUGUUUAUAAAAUAUGUUUGUUUUAAAGUCAUUGUUACUUUGUAUGAUGUUUUGCUUGGAUUAUUUAAAAAUUAUAAUCUUGGCAACAUUUUUGGAUUUUAAAAUAUUUCAACCACUGCUUUUUUAUGUGGCUAAUGCAACAUUUCUAUGAACAAUAUGGAAUCAUCUGGACCCAUAUUAUUAUAUAUUCAGCAUGUAGAGGAAGUGAGUUUGACAGAUCUUUAUUCUUUUCACAAAACAGAAACUUUAAAGAUACAGUGCGUUCAUAAAGUGUUCAGACCCCUUAAUUUUUUCACAUUUUGUUAUGUUGCAAAAUCUACACUCCAUACCCCAUAAUGACCAAGCAAAAAGCAGAUUUUAUUUUAUAACUUUGCAAAUUUAUUAAAAAGAAAAUCUGGGUCUGAGUACUUUCUGAAUGCACUGUAUAAAUGUGCUUAUCCUCAUCAUUAAAUCAUUCCCUUCAUAGUUUAGGUGAAUUUAACAAUGUAAAUACGCCUUAAAGAAAACUGUGCUUUCUAAAUCAAAUCAUAUCUGAUAAGUGUGUAGUAUUCUCAUAAUGUGUGACCCUUUUAUCUAUAUUUUAUAAUGUAAAAAAUUAAUUUAGAUGAUAUAGGAGGUUGGAAAUCAUGUGAUAGAUGUUCUUGCAUGCUUGUUUAAAGUGUACUAUGAAGCUGCUGCAUGCCGUUUAUUAUUUUCAAUAAUGUACAGAUCUCCUAGUUCUUUAAAGCUUCUUUUCUGUUUUUAAGAUAAAUCAGUGGGAACAUGUUAGUGUCAUAAACACAGCUGUUUUACAUAUUAAGGGUGGUUUAGAUAUAUUCCACUGGAGAGAGGAGAAUUGGUUACAGGUGUUUUAAAAGUGACAACCCACAUUUUUUGUAAAAAUGUAAAUCCUGUCUGUAAUCUAAUUGCAAAUUUAAACCAAAUUAUUUCAGUUCUGCUGUCAUCAUUCAAGACGUCCAAUAUAAAUUUCCAGCAAAGUGA